Photinus pyralis (common eastern firefly) is the source of this 1847-nucleotide messenger RNA. Its product is annotated as luciferin 4-monooxygenase-like. Gene Ontology annotation, biological process: long-chain fatty acid metabolic process; fatty-acyl-CoA biosynthetic process. The record is from RefSeq and is a predicted model, not a curated record. The transcript is spliced from 7 exons. The coding region runs from base 74 to 1711 and encodes 545 amino acids. Lineage: Eukaryota; Metazoa; Arthropoda; Insecta; Coleoptera; Lampyridae. Gene Ontology annotation, molecular function: long-chain fatty acid-CoA ligase activity.
ACUCGUAUUUAUUUGUUAGCAAGUCACACAAGUGCAUUUAGCAAACCAAGUUGAAUCGUGCACCAUUCGAAGAAUGGAAAAUAAGAAUAUCUUGUAUGGACCUAAACCAUUUUAUCCUGUUUCGGAUGGUACGGCAGGCGAGGAGAUAUUUAGGGCACUUAAAAAGUAUGCAAGGAUACCAGGUUGUAUUGCUAUGACGAACGCGCAUACUAAAGAAAAUCUGCUGUAUGAAGACGUACUGACAUUAACCACUCGAUUGGCGGUUGCUUACAAAAACUACGGUCUCGACAUUAACAGCACAAUUGCGGUGUGCAGCGAAAACAGCUUGCAAUUCUUUCUACCAGUGAUCGCCGCCUUAUACCUCGGAGUGACCGUUGCGUCCAUAAAUGACAAGUACACCGAGCGUGAACUACUUCAUAACUUUGAGAUAACGAAACCUAGCGUGGUUUUCUGUUCCAAAAGGGCCGUAAAGAACAUUCAGACAGUGAAGCACCGGCUAACUUACAUUAAUACAGUGGUCAUAUUGGAUGACAUCACCGACUGGCAAGAUUUCCCUUGCCUAAACAACUUCAUUUUGAAGUUUUGCGAUCCAAAUUUAAAUAUUGGAGAUUUCAAGCCCAAUUCGUUCGAUCGUGAUAACCAAGUUGCACUUGUUAUGUACUCAUCUGGCACAACAGGCGUGUCUAAAGGUGUCAUGAUAACCCAUAAGAACAUCAUUGCUCGAUUUUCGCACUGCAAAGAUCCGACUUUUGGGAACCAAAUCAAUCCGACCACUGUCAUUUUAACGGUGGUACCAUUCCAACACAGCUUUGGUAUGUUUACAAGUCUAGGAUACAUGACCUGCGGAUUUCGAAUCGUCGUAUUAACCACGUUUGAUGAAAAGCUCUUUUUGCAAUCCCUUCAAGAUUAUAAAGUGGCAAGCACUUUACUAGUGCCUACCCUGAUGUCCUUGUUCGCAAAAAGCGCAAUCGUCGAGAACUACGAUCUGUCGCACUUGGAAGAGAUCGCCUCGGGUGGAGCACCUUUAUCCAAGCAAAUCAGCGAUGCGGUUAGGAAACGAUUUAAGCUAAACCAGAUCAGGCAAGGAUACGGGCUCACCGAAACUACCUCGGCAGUGUUAAUUACGCCAGAUACCGGCGUCAUACCGGGCUCUACCGGAAAAAUUGUCCCCUUUCACGCCGUAAAAGUUGUCGAUACAGCUACUGGAGAAAACUUGGGGCCCAAUCGAACUGGCGAAUUGUAUUUCAAAGGUGACAUGAUAAUGAAGGGCUACUGUAACAACGCCCCAGCUACCGACGCAAUUAUUGACCCAAAUGGGUGGUUGCGAUCCGGCGACAUCGGCUAUUACGAUGGGAAUGGAAAUUUUUUCAUCGUGGACAGAAUUAAAUCACUAAUAAAGUACAAGGGCUUCCAGGUUGCACCCGCCGAAAUUGAAGCAGUACUACUGCAACACCCGGACAUUCUCGACGCGGGCGUUACGGGUAUUAAAGACGACGAAGCGGGCGAAAUACCGGCGGCGGCUAUAGUCAUAAAGAAAGGCGCACAUUUAGACGAAGAAGACGUGAAGAAAUACGUUGAAAGCCAAAUGUCUUCGACAAGGUGGUUACGGGGCGGUGUGCGCUUUUUGGAUGAAAUCCCAAAAGGUCCGACCGGUAAAAUUGAUGGAAAAGCCAUACGGGAAAUAUUUGAGAAGCAAAAAUCUAAGCUGUAAUGUGGGUGUUUCAAGAGUUUUUAUUGUUAUUGACAUAUUAUAGAGGGUGGGGCGUGGGAAACGAAGAACGUUGACGUCAAUUUUAUCUAUUUAUUGUAUUCGUGUUAGCGAAAAUAUUAUAAUAUCUUCUGACGAA